This is a messenger RNA of Humulus lupulus (European hop), 7336 nucleotides long. RefSeq names its product histone-lysine N-methyltransferase ASHH2. Lineage: Eukaryota; Viridiplantae; Streptophyta; Magnoliopsida; Rosales; Cannabaceae. Gene Ontology annotation, biological process: regulation of DNA-templated transcription. Gene Ontology annotation, cellular component: nucleus; chromatin. The transcript has 19 exons. The record is from RefSeq and is a predicted model, not a curated record. Gene Ontology annotation, molecular function: protein binding; zinc ion binding; histone H3K36 methyltransferase activity. The coding region runs from base 339 to 7064 and encodes 2241 amino acids.
UGUCUCUCUCUUACACGGAAAAAAUAAAUAAAUUUAAUAAAUAUUACUUACAAAAAUAAUAAAAAAUAAAAAAAUCGAAAAAGCAGAGGAAACCAUACAUAAUUAAACGGAACUAAACUACUCGCUCUCUCUCCAGUUGCGUCCUCCGUCAAUAUCUUAUUUCUUCCAGACAUUGUUUUGUCUGUAUUGGACGAAGAUGUAUGUUACCUGCAUUCCGUUGUUGAUUCCAAAUUAGGGUUUUUGCUUCUGGAGAAGACGUUGGGUGGAUGUGGUUCUAGGGUUUUCUAUACACGUAUUAUUCAGACAGCUGCUGCAGUAAUGGGUUGCGGUAGACUGUGAUGAAAAGCUGGUUCAAUGAAAUGGGUUUGUGUGAGAAUUCGGUUAUAGUUGAAGAACCCGUCUGCUUGUCACUUUCCGGGCAUCAUUUAUGCUCGGAGUUUCUGGUGCAAUCCGUAUCCGAUCAGCACUAUAGUUCGGGGCUUUCUCACCAGUUAAUUGAUUCAAACAUGGACCUUGCGACCGGACCUAGCAGGUGCUUGGACUUGGCUAGCAAUAACGAAACUACUUGUUUAUGUUCUGAUCAUAUUGCAGAGGAGUGUACUGUUAACGGAGAUAUACUGAGAGGGGAGAAUGAGAGUACAAAAGUAAUGACAUUGGAAAAUUUGUCGAAAAAUGACUCUGGAGAUGAUAGGGAUUGUUUGAACGAGAAUUACAUUGACAUAGAUGUUUGUACUAUGGAAAGGGGCGGGGAUUGCUUAAAGGAAAGCAAGCCACAGGGUGAAGAUGGCUUGGGAAAUGCAGUAGGGAACUGUGACAUACCCACGGAAGCUGCUGGUUUUCCGUUGAACUUUAACGGAGAUCAGCAGGUUGAUACCACACAGGAGCUUAUUGUUAAUGGAGAUAUGUUGACUGAGCAUAAUAAAAAUACAGAUCUUUUUCCAUUGGAGUUUGCGUUGAAAAAUGACUCCGGGGACAGUAGGGUUUGUAUGAACGAGAAUCACAGUGACACUGAUGUUUGUUCUACGGAAAUGGCCGGGGAAUACUUCAACGGAAGCAAGCCACACAUUGAAGAUGGCCUGGGAAAUCUAGGAGGGGAGUGUGAGUUAUCGUCGGAAGUUAUAUCUUUAAGUGGUUUGUCAAUGAACUGUGAUCAGCAGGUUGAUACUACACAGCUGCGUACUGUUAAUGCAUAUACAUGGGCAGGGGAUAUUGAAAAUUCAAGUGUUUUGGCAUUAGAUCAUUUUUCGGAAAAUGACCCUGGAUACAGCAGGGUUUGUUUGAACGAGAAUCUUGGUGAAAUUGGUGUUUGUACUAAUCAGAGGGGUAGGGAAUGUUUGGAGGAAAGCAGUGUUCUAGGUGAAGAUGUCUUGGGAGAUUGUGAAGUACCCUCGGGAGUUAUAUCUGUUACUGGUUUGCCAAUAAACUGUGAUCAGCAGGUUGAGCAGACCGAUGAUAAAAUUGACAAAUAUCUUUCUGUGGAGGUGAUUGAAGAUAAAGGUAAUGUUGUAGCUGAGGUGAACAGUGAUUUGUGUGAAAAGGAAUCUCCGUUACAUGAUUGUGAAAGUUUAGAAUUGGUACCCCUGAAUGGUGUGCUAGGUAACACUUUCAAACAAAAGGAGCAGGAUUUUGAGAGUGUUUGUGCUUCUUCCUUGGAAAAUUUAAGUGUUAAGAUUGUUGAUUCUGUUGGGUCAGAAGAUGACAUGUGUAACAUGGUGGCACCCUUACAGCACGGUGGAAUAUUUUCAGAAGCAUCAUGUUCUGGCGAAGAAGUGAGUAAUUGUGACUUGAAGAAUGAUAAAAAUAACUGCAUCAGUUGUAUCUUGGUGGAGAGUAGUACCGAAGCUGUUCAAAUGGAAAGCAAUAUUGAGACGGCCAACCAUGUGUCACUUUCCACAAGUACGGACAAUAUAUACAAGUAUGAGUCACCAAGUAUUUGUGUCCAACAGUGUGAGCAGAAUAGUGAUAGAAGUGUUGAUACUCCCCAUACUAAACAGGUUAUGGAGUUUGUUGAAGAAAAAAGUGAUGUAAGUAUAGAUACAAAAGUUGUUGGACAGGAGAUGCUUCCUAAUAAAGAAAUUGCAUGCAAUCUCUACGAAAGCUCCUCUUUCAUGCCUUCCAAAUGUGUAAUUGAAAAAUCUGGUUCUUUGCAAUCUUCUCAACCCCUGGGUGUUGUUAAUGACGACUCUUCUGGAAGGUUGGAUGUGGCAGACCAACUUGGCAGUCACAUAUAUGGUCCCAUUAACUCUAGCAGUCAAGUCGAGUGGUAUAGUCAAACAGAUUAUCAAGGGAAAGAUAAUGAGAAAAUUGAUUAUGUUUCAGAAACUAAAAGCUUUGACAUUGUAUCAUCAACUGCUCAGAGGAAUAGCCGAAGAGGUAGAUCAAUCAGAAAGACUUUUACAACAAAGACUACAAGGAAAGGCAAAACCAAAGUACCAAUUCCAUCUGGAGGUAUCAAAAUUGCAGUCCAGGGCAGAAAGAAGAGAAGUUGUCUGUCCAAAUCAGCUCGUUCAUCUGCUUGGGGAUCAUUGGGAAACGUUACACAACUCUUUGAGAAUAGUAAUGGACUUGAGGUCAUUAAUCAAGGAUCACUGAAAGCAAAUGGUGGAAGGAAAAGUGGAAAGCAAAAAAAGAAAGGGGCUACAAUAAGAUCACAAGGUUCCAGGAGAAAAUCUAGUGCUUCAAAUACUAAUAUCCGUUUGAAGGUUAAAAUGGGGAAAGAUGAAUGUCAAAGUUUUAUGACUGCCAUGGUUCCCGAGGUUGUUGAUACUUCAGCCUCAUCUACUGCUAAUGGUUGUGAUUUUGGUACUGAAUUGUGCUUGGAAUCAGCAAAAGUUGCUAACGAUGCUGAGGAUGACUGGAGAAAAGAUGAGAUUACCACAGAGUUUAAGUGUUUAAGCACAAAUCCAAGUGAUUUUUUAAAUGACUUGGACAGCAAUGUGGUCUCAGAAAAGUCAUCUAAAAAAGGGAGAGAUUAUUUUGGUGUUUCCUCCCAUAUGGUUGAUUCAUCAGGAGGGGCUACGGAUGACAGGUGCAAAGAUCCUGGAACUUCACCAGAUUCCGAAGUUAUUAAUUUAAUCCCUGAUGCUCAUGUUGAUUUUAGAAGUCACGAUGACUUCCAUGGUGCUGUCACUUCUCCCAAAGAUAUUGCCACAACUGGAGAUCUCAUCAGCAAUAAGAAUGCAAAGAAGAAAAAUAAGCUUUCUGGUUUAGGUAAUAGUAUUGAAGAAGAAAAAUCACUUCAUCCACUGAGAAUGAACAAAUCUAAACCAUUGAAGCUAUAUGAGAGAAAACAAAAUAGUAAUAGUGGCAUUAGCUCUAGCGAGAAUCUUAUUUCAUCAGCCAGAGCAAAUGCUUCAAGCAAUUCAUCAAGUAAUAUGGAUCCAUUGCACUUGUCAGAGGAGACUGCUGCUGCUACUAUUACUGCUGAGAUAUUCCAAGUUGAAAGUGGUACAGAAGUUGAAAUACCCAGCAAUCAAGAUACUGGUGCUGAUUUGUCAAAAUUACAGAACUCCAAAAGUUCUUUUCCUGAUGCUAAAACUAAAGGUCACAAAAUUCGCAAAGGCAAGACCCAGGGCUCUGAUUCAGGAAUUAAAAGUGUCAAUGUUUGCAGCCAGAAGGAAACCCAACGAAGUUCUGUUGGUAAGAAGAAUACCAAGGAGAAGUCUGUUUGUGGUAACAUUACUUGCAAAGAGGAAAGUCAACCAGAAGCAGGUGUCCAUGUGGGAGAUGGAAAAGUGAAAGCCAACUCUGGUGAAAAUUUGGCUUGCUUAGAACCUAAGCCAAACAUGUUACCAGGUUCUACCGGGGAGCAAUAUUUUCCUUUACGGAAUGCUUGGGUGAGUUGUGAUAAUUGUCAUAAAUGGCGGCGCAUACCGGCUGAAGAUGCAGAUACUAUAGAAGAAAUAAAGUGCACAUGGACAUGCAAGGACAACAUGGAUAAAAGCUUUGCUGAUUGCUCGAUCCCUCAAGAGAAGUCAAAUGCAGAUAUUAACGCAGAAUUGGAAUUAUCAGAUGCCUCGGGGGAAGAAGAUGUCUCUGGUAUCCUUGUAAAUCACGAGGUCUUAGAAUGCAAGCGUCCAAGAGAUCCAAAAAAGACUGCUGCGUGUGUCAGUAUUAGGACUAAUCAGUAUCUUCACCGUAGUCGGAAAACACAGACAAUUGACGAGAUGAUGAUUUGCCAAUGCAAACCUCCUUCAGAUGGCCGGUUGGGUUGUGGAGAUGAUUGCCUGAAUCGAGUGCUAAACAUUGAAUGUAUGCAAGGGACCUGUCCGUGCAGAGACCUUUGUUCAAAUCAGCAGUUUCAAAAACGCAAGUACGCAAAACUGGAGAAGUUUCGAUGUGGGAAAAAAGGUUAUGGGCUCAAGUUGCUUGAGGAUAUAUCCAAAGGACAAUUUCUUAUUGAAUAUGUUGGGGAGGUGCUUGAUAUGCAAGCUUAUGUGGCACGACAGAAAGAGUAUGCUUUGAAGGGUCAUAAACAUUUCUACUUUAUGACACUUAAUUGCAAUGAGGUCAUAGAUGCAUGUGUAAAAGGAAAUAAAGGACGGUUCAUUAACCAUAGCUGUGAUCCAAAUUGUCAGACAGAAAAGUGGAUGGUGAAUGGAGAGAUUUGUAUAGGACUCUUUGCAUUGAGAGAUAUAAAGAAGGGUGAAGAAGUGACAUUUGACUACAACUAUGUCAGGGUAUUUGGGGCUGCUGCCAAAAAGUGUUAUUGUGGUUCUCCCCAAUGCCGAGGUUAUAUUGGUGGUGAUCCUCUUAACAAGGGAGACGGUAGUCAAAGUGGUUCAGAUGAAGACUAUCCAGUCCCCACGAUGCUUCCCGAUGAUGGUGAGGGCGGCUUAAUGCACAAAGCCAGUUCCUGUAAUGAUGUCAUAGCACCAAUUUCUGAGAGUAAUCUGGACAAAAGAGAUGAAAGGGAUAAAUACACUGCUGCUCUUGGGAAAUUAGAGAUUUCUACAGGAAAAGAGGACUCCAUGAAUUACUCUGCUUCUGUCAUUUCCCAUGUAGAUGAUGCAUUAGAGUUGGACUUGAAGGGAAAAUUGUCCAUUUCUGAUGAAACUUUAGAAAUUUCCCAACAAAGAGACGAUGUUACUUGUAAGCUCAUUCCAUCUGUUCAUGAAAAAUCGUCAAGCUCUUCUCAAAGAUUUAAUCGAACUUCACCUGUUGAGGUGCUCAGCAAAUCCUUGCGUGAUGGUGUUGAUGGUAAUAGGAGGUCCAAGUCCGACAUUGCCGAUGAUAGGCUGCUUUCUUCUAAAGCUCAUCCUAAUAUGAAAACUUCUCACUCAUCCAAUGUCCUUAAAAAAGGAAAAGUUAAGAUUAAUUCCCCAAAUGCUAGCAAAGUUCAGAUGUUAACCAAGAAAUCUCAAGUGCUACAUAUCAGGCCCAAAAAAGCAAUAGAAGGCUCUUUUGGUAACCGUUUUGAAGAAGUUGAGGAGAAACUUAAUGAUUUACUGGAUGCUAAUGGUGGAAUAAGUAAGCGGAAAGAUGCCCCCAAAGGCUACUUAAAGCUUUUAUAUCAUACUGCCAAAUCAGGUGAUAGUGCCAAUGGUGAACCUAUUCAGAGAAAUCGAGAUCUUUCAAUGAUUCUUGAUGCUCUUUUGAAAACAAAAUCACGGCUGGUGUUGACUGAUAUAAUCAAUAACAAUGGUUUGAGAAUGCUACACAAUAUUAUGAAGCAGUACAAAGCAGACUUUAAAAAGAUACCUAUUCUUCGGAAGCUUCUCAAGGUCCUGGAGUAUUUGGCAGUCAGGGAGAUUAUUAACUGUAGACAUAUUAGUAAAGAUCCUCCUUGCCCUCAAAUGGAGAGUUUUACGGAGUCAAUUCUGUCACUGACAGAGCACGGUGAUAGACAGGUCCAUCAGAUUGCACGGAAUUUCCGAGACAGGUGGAUUAGAAAACAAGGCAGAAAACUUUCUCAUAUGGACAGGGAUGAAAACAAGACCGAACUUGCUAGGAGUUCAAACUGCAACAGAUUUAUUGUCUCACAGAAUGAUCGGUCCGAUCAUGCUGGGAGACCUUCAGAAGCAAUUGAUUGUGUCAAGCAACCGGUGGUUGCUACAACCUUGGUGAGUGCAGGCAUCCAGGAGGGAUCUUCUGCAUCACAUACUAGUGUUUUACCUAUUAGUGGGACAAGAACUCGCAAGCGUAAAAGCCGAUGGGAUCAACUAUCGUGGGAUUAUCCAGCAGUGACAAAUCCAGCUUCUAGUUCUCUUCAGCACAAGGAACUGAAUGUCGAGCCCAUAGGGUUGGAGUCUAGCUCAUUACCCUGGACGAACAGAGAGGACAAAGAUGUUUCUGGCUGCACAAAUGAUCAAUAUCAGCUUGAUAAAGUUGGUAUAGCUCAUGAUGUAAAACAGAAUACUGCCGACGAUGUUCCACCAGGGUUCUCAUCUCCCCUUACGCGCCCUAUGGGAUUAUCAUUCAGUCCCUCAAUGGUUUGCCAUUUGAAGUGUCCUUCUGACACUGCUAUUGGGCAGCCACAUGAAAAAUUUAUCUCUCGCUUACCUGUUUCGUAUGGAGUUCCUCUGUUCAUCAUGCAGCAAUUUGGAACUCCGCAUGCUGAAACUGUGGGAAGUUGGGUGGUUGCUCCGGGCAUUCCUUUCCAUCCCUUUCCACCAUUGCCCCCACUUCCUUGUGAUAAGAAAGGCUCUUCACCUUCAGAGAACGGACACUGUCUGUUGAUUAAUCAAACUGCAGAAGAGCAACAUGACUGUCAUCUUCCUCCGACUCACUCAAACGAUAGCACUCCUAGCACAACUGGUAACCUAUCAGAUGUGGAGACUUCGUGUACAGACAAUCAACAUACAUUUAAACGAGGUAGAGAAUGGUCACAAGAUUUGGGAACAAGGUAUUUUAAACAGCAGAAGUGGAAUAGUUUAAAACACGGAUCCCCAGGCCAUUUAAGAAGGAACGAGACUGGAAGCUCAAAAGGUGAUACAAACUGCGUAAGUAUAGGACACAUAACAAGCGAGCUUAGAGGUACAUAUUGUUCAGAAAGUAUAAGCUGUGGUGUAGAGAAAGCUGGUAAUAAUUGUCAUCAGCAUCCAGAGAACCACAGUCAACAUUGAUUUUUAGGAAGAGCCACUUGUUUCCUUUUCUUCAUUUCAUGUAUUCCCAAUUCAUUUUGUUUUUUGUUUUCAUGUGGGUUCUUUCCGUUUUGAAUGAAAAAUUGCAUUCGAUAUUGAAUUGAUGUGAAAAUAUCAACACACAAAAAUAGGCUUCUCCCAUACGGUGACAUGUUUUUGAUGGAUAUUCAUUGGUCCAUCUUGUUGACUCGAAGAGAGGCUCUUUUUUCUUUUCUUAAUUAAUUAAUUAAUUUAUGUAUCAUUCUCAUAGGGAA